AUGAGGGAGGUAGAAGGUUACCACGGUUCUGUACUAUACAGCGUUCUCAAAUACGCGUAUCAUAACACAUCUCUUCUUCCCCCGAGCAAAAUCGUAUUCGGCUAUGGUUCAUCCAUCGUCAACCAGACCACCUCGUUUGGUUGGGCGACCUCCCCCCAUACUGUUCGCAUCAUUGCCGCGAGCACCUCAAGAUUCGACCUUGCGAAAGGCACCCUUCGGUUCUUGGUAGACUGGCAAACGUCAACAGGGCUAUUGCCUCAUGCUCCUCCUACCGGCUACACUCCAGAACUGGCCAGGUUCUCGUUUUCUAGAGGCGGCGGGGCUUGGUUUCAUGGGGUUGAAGUCUACAGCUACAUUCUUGCUGAUUACCAGAUUCUUGGCGUCCUCGCGUUCAUAGAAUAUGUACGCCUGUCAGGUGACGUAAACUUUGCGACGAGUACUUGGGCCAACUGGAAAGCCAACUUGGAAUGGAUUAACAGCAACAUCAACUCGACAACGGGGCUCCUCAACUUGCGAUCUGCUUUCCUCGGACCGGCGAGCGCUGGCUCAGCAGUGAACUGCGCUCUUGUGGAAGCGGUGACGAAGAUGGCCGAAGGAGCGAUGCGAAUUGAGGAGAAUGUGGAUGCAGAGCAAUACAAUGCGAUGGCCGCCGUUCUAUCGUUGGCCAUCAACCGCGAGCUCUGGAAUGAAGAAGUGGGUAUCUACGGCCUUUCGAUAGGCCACGCGGCUCGUCGUCGCAGCCGCGAACCUCCUGCUUUGGCCUGGCCUCCGGGAUUCAAGCGCAUCGAUUUCAGCGUCGGAUGCCAUUUCGCCAACACCAACGGUUUCAUCCUGAAAGCACUUCUAUCUCAGGGCACCACUGCAUCCGCCACUUUAGCUCUCGACCUGAUCAUGAGCUUAUGGACUCCAAUGUUGUCAAACAAAACAACCAGCACCGGCGCAUUCUGGGAAUAUGUCGAUCAGCGAGGAGGCCCUGGACUUGGACUCUUUACCAGUCUUGCACACCCCUGGGGUGGUGCCCGACCUAUAUAUUGA
Messenger RNA from Truncatella angustata, 1035 nucleotides. RefSeq names its product Six-hairpin glycosidase-like protein. The transcript has 3 exons. Bases 1 to 1035 code for a protein of 344 amino acids. The record is from RefSeq and is a predicted model, not a curated record. Lineage: Eukaryota; Fungi; Ascomycota; Sordariomycetes; Amphisphaeriales; Sporocadaceae. Gene Ontology annotation, biological process: carbohydrate metabolic process.